Culex quinquefasciatus (southern house mosquito) is the source of this 2423-nucleotide messenger RNA. RefSeq names its product centromere/kinetochore protein zw10 (gene Zw10). Gene Ontology annotation, biological process: endoplasmic reticulum to Golgi vesicle-mediated transport; mitotic spindle assembly checkpoint signaling. Lineage: Eukaryota; Metazoa; Arthropoda; Insecta; Diptera; Culicidae. The transcript is spliced from 4 exons. Gene Ontology annotation, cellular component: RZZ complex. The record is from RefSeq and is a predicted model, not a curated record. Bases 229 to 2310 code for a protein of 693 amino acids.
UUACAAACAGUUGGAGGUUUGAAGUGUUGUUGUCGAAUCUGGAUGUGGCAAAUUUUUUGUUGGUGAUUUUGAAGGAUUUGAAAAAAAUUGCAGUUUAACGUAUUUUGGUUGCGUUCGGUCUUUGUUUUUUUAUAGUAAAUAUUUUUAAUUUACAUUUGCCUCAAACGGUACAUCUCCGCGCGCUGCCCAGAUUUUUCGCGAGUUCUUACAAAUAAUAUAUCAGCAAAAAUGGAUCUAGAUGAAAGCAUGGAAGUUGGACCCAUCAGCGAGGAGUUUGACGGCAAAAAGCGGAUUACUCGCAUCGUGUCCCGGAUCAAAGACUACCAGGACAAGGUAAAGGAAAUUGUAACAGGGAACUACACGGACUUUCUUCCCUGCUGCUACGAUAAUCUGACCAUCAUGAAAAACGGAAAAAUCUUAGAGGAGGAGAUAAAUAACGUCGUUUCGCUGGUGAACCAAGAUUCGUCAUGGAAACAUUCGGAGGAAAACAUGAAGCACCAUCGCGAAGAGUUGAGCGAGGCUAUUAUGGGAUAUAAAACAUCCUUCAAGCUGCAGACAAUACAUAGCCUGUUUGAGAUGAUACCUCGGUGCGGAGAUGAUUAUCCGAAGCUGCUGCAGAUUUUGGAAAAAAUUAAAGUGUUGCUGAACGAUGGGUCAGAUCCGAUUUUGCCGAAACUCGAUUGCUAUCAGAGCAUUAGCCUGCGGUACCACGAGGAGUAUCAGAUACUUCUGCACAGUCUGAACAAAAAGUUUGAAACGUUGAUUCAGUUCAACGAGAAGCUCUUCCAGCACACCAAAACCGUCACGUUGAAAAUCAAGAAAGAUGAGGACCAGUUGCAUCAGGUGAUUGUAUCGCUUGUGCAUACCAACUAUAACGUGAACAAAAUGUGCAAGUUUUUGAUGGACAACGUGUUUGAGCCGAUCAUCACUCGUCCGGUCUCGCUGACUGUUAAUGAGAACGAUGGGGAUUUUGUGACGAUGCAAUUGUCAUACCAGCUGGAAGUUAACGAGGAUCUUCGACCGAACCACAAGAUCAUCUUUCAACGGAUAAUGGAAACCUUUUACUGCCUGGGCCAUAUGAACAUUGUAAUUUCCGAGCGGCAGUGCAUUUUCUCCAUAAUUGCGAAGCACAUAAAAGGAAGCAUGUGCAAGCUAAUAAUUGAUAACUGCUUGCAAAAGGACAUUCCCGAUACGAUCGAUGAGAUGAACGACUCGAGUAUCAUGAUGGCGAUUCAAGCUUUCAACAAAUUUCUCGCCGAAAUGCUUUUCCUCGACAAUGAAAACGACCACGUGCUGGACGAGUACGCGACCAAAAUUGAUGUUCUAUUUCAGAAAAAGUUUUGCACCAACAUCGUCAGCAGUGCGCUUGAAAUCAUGAAAAAAGAUCUUCACGACAUGUGCUUCGUUGAGGAACGAGAGGCUCACUUUUCGAGCGGUUCAGAGACGUUCUCGAGCUGCAUGAUUUCGAAGAGUACAAUCGAUUUGAAAAAAUUCCUGGAUAAAAUUUUACUGGAAGCCUCGUCCAGCGAGAAGCAGCUCUCCGAGCGUUUGCUGAGAACAAUUGCUAUCAUACUCGAACGGUACACCACCGAAGUCAGCCACAAUCACCAGAAACUGUUGCUGAAAAUUCCCCAGCACACAGCUCUAUUUCACAACAAUUGCAACUAUUUGUCGUACUGGCUGCAGAAAAAUGCCAGCAAGCUGAACGAGCAGCAAUCAUUCAUGCUUAUUGGAAGCUCGCUCCGAAACCAGGGCAACAAAACGUUCAACAAUCAGCUUCAAAAUCAACGCACACAACUGCUGCAAUCGCUGGAAGGAUUUGAUAUUACCAACGCAAUGGUCGAACUGGGUCCGGAACCGCACAAAGCGGUGCGCCAAUGCAUCCGACAGUUGGAUCUGCUGAAAAGCGUUUGGCAAACCGUGUUGCCCGAGCACGUCUACAAGCACAGCAUCGGAAGCUUGCUGGUUACUUUCUGUGGCGAAAUAAUCCGGAAAAUAUUCAACUUGGAAGACAUAACAGCGGUCAUCGGUAAAGGCCUCGUCAACGUGCUAGCGAUUGUAAUUGAAAAGACUCCCCAGCUGUUCAAGGAUCCCACCGAUAUUACGAUCGUGGUUAAAAACUGGACCAAGUUGACGCAGCUUGCGACGAUUUUGGACGCGUCGCUUAUCGAAAUCACCGAGAUGUGGGCCGAAGGAAAGGGACCACUUACGCUGAGCUACAAGGCCGACGAAAUAAAGCACCUGAUACGGGCGCUGUUCCAAAACACGAAACAUCGCCAGACCUGCCUUGCGUCGAUUGUUCAGCUGUAGCUGCGUUAAAGUGACUUGCUUGAGAUAUUUGAUACGUUGAAUAACGUCUUCAGAAAUCAGUUAGCGUUCCAAAUAAAACAAAAUAUUACGAAAUUCUUUCUGUUCAAAAAUAA